Messenger RNA from Closterium sp. NIES-67, 3235 nucleotides. NCBI's taxonomy places the organism in Eukaryota, Viridiplantae, Streptophyta, Zygnematophyceae, Desmidiales, Closteriaceae. The record is from the annotation of a GenBank genome assembly.
CCUCGAAAAACGCCACGCAUUGUUUCUCCACUGUCACCACACCGGACUGCCAUGGAUAGAUACAGUCGUAGAAAAACCGGAGCUUUGCUUAGGAAGUAGGGAAGAUAAUACACGUGCUAUAUUUUCGUAAGCACGAGUCCGGGUAAACUGGUCGAUACGUUCCGACCACCUAGAUUAUCUGAGAACGCGCAUCGACCAGAACAGAAGAGAGGCAAUUUCAACACUGAUCUCGAUCUUAGCGAGUAAUGGACGAACGUGCCCCCUUUGAGUCGGUGGCCCAAUCUGCAGCCGCAGCCAUGGGGUCGCCAUUCGAGGCAGAAGCAGCCGACAAUGAGGCCUAUAAAAAGACGAGUUCGCUCAACGAUCGCGUCGCAACGAUAACGAAGCAGCUGGUAUCGAAGACAACGACCUUAGGCGAGGAAAUGGCGUCGAGAACGAAAGCCGUGAGUGCAGAUAUCGCGUUAAAGUCCGAAGCAAUGCGUGAUGCGCUCAGAGAAAAGGCUGCGGUAGUCUCGGGGGAGAUCAAGUCGCGCACAGUGAACAUGACCGAGGAGGUCUUAUCGAAAACAGCGCAGUUCAAGGAAGCCGUCAAGCUCUCUCUCGCGUCGCUGGGGAAUCGUCCAGACCCCACUAGCACGCAGAUAGGCGCUGACGAGGCAGAGCGCGGCUGCACGGAGGACGCUGUCUCGCUGGAGCCGCUCCCACCGCCUCUUCAGAGCCCGUCGAAGCACCGGCAGGGGCGGACGAGUCCUCGGAGCAUGGCGUAUCCUUCGCUGUGGUCCGACGUGGAUCGCUACAUACCACGCGAUCAUCCCACCAGCCGUCUUAGCCCCUCCGGUUUUGAUUCCAUUCCCGCCAAUUCCGUUCCCUUCGAUUCUGUCCUCUCCGAUUCCAUCCCCUCUGAUUCCACCCCCCCGCAUCCCACGGCCUUCUGUGCCCCUGCUCCCAACCCCGCACCGUCAUCCUCCUCUGCCCGCGAGCCAUCCGACGAGGAGCAAUCCGACGCGCAUGCAACAUGUGAUUGCAUCAUCCCCUCGUCCGACCAAUUAGAGCCGUCAGUUGCACCCGCUCAGCUCCCUGCUCCCUCGGAUCACCCCGCUUUAAGCAGCAUUGCCAGUGGGGAAGUGGCUUUUGUAGUUCCUUGCUUGGGGCACGAGGAGCGCGGGACGGGGGAGGGGGAGGAGGAGGGGGAAGGGCAGGGGGAGAGGGAGUUGAGGCGCACAGACGCGGAGGAGUUCAGCAUGGACCUAUGGCUGGCGGCGCCGAGCAGCCAAGCGCGAAGCAGCAGCACGGUUGGAUUUCCCACGAGCAGCUCACUGGCGCUCCUCAGUCCCGCUGCCCUGGAGUCCCCGCCUGCUCCCUCCUGCGGCCUCUUCGCCUCCCAGACCAGCCAAAUGCGAGGAGACGCGGUGGGGAAGGGAGGGCAGGGGAGGGCAGGAGGGGCCAUGGCAGGGCAGGGGCCGUCCAACGAGGCCGAGGUGGGGGACGUGGUGGGAGCAACGGGGGAUGGCGGGAGCGAGGGGGGAGCACAGGGCGGGAAUGGCGCACCACAGCCGCCAUUCUGGCACCCAGUGGCUGUUGCGGUGGUGCAAAGCCCGUUUGGGGUUUCCAAGCAAGUGGUGGGAGGCGCGGGGGGGCAGGCGGGCCAUGUGGAGUGUGCGGACAUGGACAUGGACAUGGACCGCGUGUGGGAGGAGCAGUACGUGCUCAGGGAGUGCAAGUCGCUGCCCACCUCGCCACACGAGUCACGGCGAGGGCUACCCGCCUUGAAGCGCCUUCUGUCCAUCAGACGGGAUUCGAUGCACGUGCACCGCACUGCCAGCCACGACAGCUCAGGCAGCCGCGACAGCCGGGAUAGCAUCUCACGGCCCAACCUUAUCAAUGAGGACGGCUCGCAGCAGAACAGGUGGGCAGCGCGGGAUUCAGGCCGACCCCGGCGGCGAGGCUCCAUGGACUCCAUCAGCCUGAGCUCGGCUUGGGAGCGGGCGGCGGCGAACAUAGCAUCCGUGCAGCAUUCGUCGUCUUCCUCGCAGGGCCCUUCCUUCCGUGUGGCACUGGCCCCCCAUGCAGCGCAGGACGGGCAGCAGGCGUCUGAGAAUGGAUGGGCCAUCCCAGUGGCCCGGCCCGCCCCUUCUCCUCUACAGCCGCUGUCUCCGCGCCUGCCAGCGGUCCAUUCUGCUCCGUCCUUGAGCCCCGUGCAGCCAAUAGCGACCCCUAAGUCAAGGCAGUCCCCUCAGUCAAGGCAGUCCCCUCAGUCAAAGCGUUCAUCUCAGUCAAAGCAUUCGCCUCAGUCAAAGCAUUCGCCUCAGUCAACCUGUUCACGUCAAGCGGUGCGUUGCUCGCACUCGCUGUCUCCUCCAGCAGCACACCGUGUGCACUCACCUACAGGCUCACCCAGAGGAUCUCCCAGCAUUGGGCAAGCCAAGCAGUGGUCCGCACAGCCCUCUCCAUGCAAAUCAGUGCUUCCAUGCUGCUGUGCCUGCCCGCCUUGCAUCUCUGCCCGCUCAACCAUGCCCGCUCACAUGCCGUCUGCUCCAGUGCACGAUCAGCCAGCCUGCAGUGUGUCGCAUGGCCCGCCUACUGUUGGAACACACACUUUGACGCAGCAGCAAUGCGCCCCAGCGGCUGAGCCCCAUGAGCGGCGGGAGGAGGACAAGAUGCAGCUGCGUUUGGCUGUGGAUGGUGAGAAGCAGCCCAGCACAGUCAUCCGGGGUUCAUCUCAGUAUCAUCAGGGUAGGGUGCCUCCCCGCCAACUCCCUUCAGGAGCCAUGGCACCCAGCGCCACCUCUCCCAUUUACUUCAGGCAGUACCAGGACCAGCCAAGCAGGUGGCAGCGCAAACCCGUCCUUCAAGUGUCACUGAGUCCUGAGUCCCUGUCGUGGGAGCCUGCUGGUGGCCGACAGCUCAGAUCCGCGCCGGCAUCUCCAUCCGGUCGUCUCGUUUCACCGGGUGCCUCUCCUGUAAUUUCAUCCUGGGACGAGCCAAGCAGGUCCGAUCACAAGGCAUUUCACAGGCUUUGCUCUGAUGGGAGUGAGCCCAGCAUGUGGGAUAUAGCGUGGAAAUGUGCAGGGCCUGAAAAAUCAGAACCGGAUGGCAGGGAAAGGAGGAAGAUGCAGAUGCAGAAUCUGAAGAAGCUGUUUCCAUGGUGGCGUGCCCCACGCUCUAGACGAAACCCAGGAUCCUAGUCUGUUGAAAUUUGUUAUUAUAACAUAUUGGCUGUUCAAGUACGGGUAAG